AUUUUAAAAAUGGAGUGAAAUCUAAUAAUAAUAACAAAAUGGGCCCAAAAUACUUAAAUAAUCGAUUAUUAACUAAAAAGCAAGACUCAACUUUAGUCCACCUUUAGUUUCCUAUUAAAAAAAAGUCCUAAAAAAAGAAAAACAAUUCAAAACUUCAACACGGCAAAUAAAUUUAGAAAGUACGUUUUCCUAAAUUCGACGUUCCUUACAAAAUUCUUUGCAAAAAUUACCGAUGGAUGCGGCUUGGUAAGAGGAAUUAUUGAGAUUCAUGGGUGUUUAUUAGAGCCAUGGAGCAGCUGCUAGACGCCGUCGAGCUCAGCCGAACCCACAGUGAGGCCAGCACACCCACGCCUACAGCAACAAUAUCGAUCUGGAGCGCUCCAUCCGAGGGCAGUUCCGGUUUCCCGUACCCCGCCUUCUUUCGGUUCCGGUUAGAUGGUCAGGCCAUAUUGCCACCGCUGAUGACAAGCGCCAAGAGGCGCGAUGUUCAGCAAUCCCGCCAGAUGGCAAUGAAGCUGGAGGAACGAUACCGCCUGGCCAGACACUCGGCGGGAUCAGACAUGGCCAGUCCGCAGAGUCUAUCUCAGCUGCAGCAGACGGAGACCUUUAUCUAUGAUAGCACACGAGGACAUGCACGUCCUCAAACUCUGAUCCUGGAUAUUAAGCUGCCAACCAUUCAUGUGGAUCCUCCUACACCCCAGCCACCUUUAGAAAACUCGUCAGCCAGACGUCACAAUCGAAUAACUGACCGCAUUUUGCAGUUUGAGCAGUCAGGACUUGGUAAAUUGCUGCCAAAAGUUCAGGAAAAGAGAAUCCUACGCUCCAGUACGAGUCCUUCGAUAGCUAAAGGCAAUGAGCAGCCGUGGCAUGAGUUGAAGGAAAUGGAGCUAACAGCUUCGCAGACAGAGCCAGCUACCUUUCAACGAUCAAGGAGCUUCACGCUGGAGGAGCCCUCUCAGGUUCUCGUAGAGCAUAUGCAGCGGGAGGCCCUGGUUGUCAAGCCCAAUCAGAAUUUGGCCAACUUCCAGAGGCAGACUAUAGAAUCUCAGGCCAAGAGGGUGAAUCCAAGUCUCAGGUGCAACAGCAACAACACCAGCAAAACCACUACCAACACAAACACCACAACCACCUACAAUAGCUACUCCAAGAGAGAUCGUGAGGUAGAGCGUAUAAUAGAAAGGGCGCUAGACGAGCGUGGUCCUCAAGAAGCUAACCGGAAAGCAGGAGUUCGAAACUAUCUACGUGGUCAUCGGGAGCGGAUGAAUCAGUUGAUUCUACACCAGGAAGAGGAGCGUCGACGAAUGCAAGCACAAUUUGAAGUUCAGCAACGGCAGCUUGUUGAAGAACUUUGCGCUGAGAUCGAUAUUUCUGCAGGCACAGACAAUCCCGACCGACAGGUGUCCCAGAGCACCAGUACGGGAGACCUGCGUACGGUCUCACCAACUCCAACAAUAUUCUCUUUUAUGGAUGCCACGCUGCGUAAGUUGAAAGAGCAUGACGAUCUUUCCUCGAUGGAUGACAGCUCCCGAAUAGCUGCUCCUUCUUCCGCUCGAAAGAGGUUGUUUAGUCCGAAACUAUCUAUUGGCUACGACUCGGAACCACAGUCACUGGGGGAGAUUAGUGCGCCUAGCACACCGAGAUCAUUACCACUCCGGAACAGUAGUUUAACUAACAGUAGACAAGCUGUUAGAAGACGAUCGCAAACUGUUGGCAGCAAUUCUAGGAAAUUAAAUAGUAGUGCAGGCCGUGAGGUGAUCAAAUCACCAACGAAGGGUGGAGGUGAAGUAGGAAGACCAAAGAGCUCCACGGGAAACGGAAUCUCUACUGUAUCGAAAAGGAACACCGCAACACCAGCAAGGAGCACCUCUUCACCCAAGCGACUAAUGAAUAAAAAUGCCAACCUGGAGUCCGAAGAGCGCCAGGUGGCAGCUACGCGUAUAAAUGCCGCUGUACGUGGAUUCUUGGUCCGUAGGCUUUUUGCAACUGAGCAAGUCCAGCGUAUUGUUCAAACCAUCAGGGACACCCUGAUCUUCGUUCUGAAUCUACAUUUGGAAACCUGUGAUCACACCCUAGAUGCAGAGGAGCCUGGAAAUCUGCGCCUCAAGGCACGAUUGCUUCAACAGCUGUGCUCGGCCAGUCGAGCUCUGCACCUGAUCUUUUUUCAGACCAACAUAAAGGAGCGCAUGGAGAUCAUCGCUCGAGAUCGAAAGCGGAUCACGACCAAGCACCUCCUCAAGCACCGGUAAUUCAAUUUAAGCUUCAGUGCUUAGAUGACAAGAAAGAAAAUUAAAAAAUAAUAAACAUUCCCGCCCUAUAACCGUAA
Molecule: messenger RNA, 2323 nt
Organism: Drosophila eugracilis
Lineage: Eukaryota; Metazoa; Arthropoda; Insecta; Diptera; Drosophilidae
Gene: Cp110
Product: centriolar coiled-coil protein of 110 kDa
Exons: 5
Coding region: 288-2246 (652 amino acids)
Biological process (GO): centriole replication; regulation of cytokinesis; centrosome duplication
Cellular component (GO): centriole
Molecular function (GO): protein binding
Source: RefSeq, a predicted model, not a curated record